Molecule: messenger RNA, 465 nt
Organism: Trypanosoma conorhini
Lineage: Eukaryota; Euglenozoa; Kinetoplastea; Trypanosomatida; Trypanosomatidae
Product: ribose 5-phosphate isomerase
Exons: 1
Coding region: 1-465 (154 amino acids)
Biological process (GO): carbohydrate metabolic process
Cellular component (GO): intracellular anatomical structure
Molecular function (GO): isomerase activity
Source: RefSeq, a predicted model, not a curated record
AUGCCGCGCAAGGUGGCCGUCGGCACGGAUCACAUUGCAUUCGACAUGCAUGAGAAGCUGAUGGAGUGUGUGAAGGAGGCCGGCGGGGAGUUCGUGCCGGUGUACUGCGGAACCGUGACGGCGGAGCGCGUCGACUACCCGGACUUCGCCAGCCGUGUGGCGACGAUGGUGGCAAGUAAGGAGGCGGAGUUUGGCGUGCUGGCGUGCGGCAGCGGGAUCGGCAUGUCCAUCGCGGCCAACAAAGUCGCCGGGGUGCGGGCGGCCCUCUGCCACGACCACUACACCGCGGCGAUGUCGCGGCUGCACAACGACGCGAACGUUGUGUGCGUGGGGCAGCGGACGACAGGCGUGGAGGUCAUCCGGGAGAUAAUCAUCACGUUCCUGCAGACGCCCUUCAGCGGCGAGGACCGCCACGCCCGGCGCAUUGAAAAGAUAAAGGCCAUUGAGGCGGCCAACGCCAAGUGA